CCAAACACAUACAGAAGCUGCAGUCAGGCUGAAAAGGGGCAUUACCGUGUCCAGAUCGAGAGAUUUGAGAGUGUUUUAUACAGCGGCCUUCUUGUUUCUGCGAUGCAGAAGGAACUGUUCUAAUUAGGGAUAUGUGUUAAUAAAGUAACGGAUACAAAUAUUGAGAUUUGCAUAGGAUUUUUGACUAGGCCGUGCUUAUUAUGAGAUACCUGUAUGUACUUACUAGGCCUAGGCUAUCUAGUACUUAAACUGGCCUUCACUAGCUGUAGUCUUCCAAUCCAAGACAGACCGAGAAAUACAAAACAUGGAUCAACAAAAUGUGGUCGACAGACCGAGAAACAGUGGUGUUGUUACUUCCUCAUUGUUGCCAAAAGCUAGGCGAAAGAAAACUUAUUGGAAGAAUCUGUUAGUGCUGAGCAGUGCUUUCUUCUUUGUCUUUACUGCAUAUAUGUCUAUACAGAACCUUCAGAGCAGCUUGAACACUGACAAGGAUCUUGGGGUGAUAUCAUUAACCAUCGUUUAUGGAUCAGUCGUGUUUUCUUGUGUAUUUAUUGCACCCAUUAUUAUUCGAAAACUUGGCACCAAGUGGACAAUUGCUGGCAGCAUAGUAUUUUAUACAGUUUACACAGCAUGUAAUUACCAUCCAAGUUAUGGUACCUUGAUCCCAUCCUCACUCUUAAUUGGACUUGCUGCUGCCCCUCUGUGGACAGCGCAGGGAACAUACUUAACCACUUCAGCAAUCAGUCUGGCUGAUCUCACCAACGAAGUUCCGGAACCAUUGUUAAAUCGAUUCAAUGGCAUUUUCUUCAUCAUCUUCCAGUCAAAUCAAGUUGUAGGAAACUUGAUUUCUUCCUUGGUCCUUCAACAGACAAAUGAAACAAAGCCAAAUAACACAGACAACUGUGGACGAUGCAGCUGUGUCUGGAACACUAAUGAUUCUGACAGUAGUGACCACGGACAACCAGACAAAGAUCUGGUUAACACCCUUCUGACUGUGUAUUUGGUGUUAGGAGUCAUUGGUCUGGUGUUGGUCAUAUUUUUCCUUGAUACUCUGCCUACAUUCCAGUCUUCUCGCGUUGAUGGAGCACAUUUUGUUAAGAAGUGGAUGGAAACAGUGGGUAUGUGGCGGAAUCCAAUACUCCUACUUAUGGUACCUUUGAUGAUUUAUAGUGGUGUGGAGCAGGCAUUUGUGGCUGGAGACUAUACUAAGGCAUAUGUUACCUGUGGACUAGGUGUUGGAUAUGUGGGUUAUGUGAUGAUAUGCUAUGGUGUUGCCGAUGCUGUGUCUUCGUACCUCCUAGGCCGCCUUGAAAAGCACACUGGUAGGCUAGUUCUCUUCACCUUGGGUGGCCUUGCUCAGAUGGGACUUAUCUUUGCUAUGUUUUUCUGGAUUCCGAAAGUAGAUGAUGCACUGUGGAAGUUCAUGGUGAUUGCAGCUGGAUGGGGGUUUGGGGAUGCGGUUUGGCAGACUCAAAUUUGCUCUAUUGUUGGUGUACUUUUCCCUGAUUGCCAAGAAGCUGCUUUUGCUAAUUUCCGUAUGUGGCAGGCUGUUGGAUUUAGUAUAGCCUUUGCUUCCAGCAUCCCUAACUCAGUUUGUGUUUAUCAUAAGUUGUACGGAAUUGGUGGAUGGCUUGUCUUGUCAAUGAUCGCAUAUUAUCUAGUAGAAAUCAUUGUCCGUAAUGAAAAAUCAGGUUAUAUGAAAGUAGCAAAAACUGACACUGAGUCAAAAGAGGCUGGAUAGACAGGUAGAAAUUUUAGGCAGAUGUGUCAUUCCUAUAGAGCAGCUGAUAUUAAUAUUAACCCAGUAAUAUUCGUAAUGAUUAAAGAGUAGAGCAUCUUGCCUAUGGUGAUACCUUUAUUAGAAGCAUAGGUCUAGACACAAAAUUUUGAAACUAAUGUGUAUUUAAUAUGCAAUACAAAUACUAUACUAUGAAAAUUCUAAGAAUGGAGUGAUUUUCAUGCUGAAAACAGAGAAGCUUGUAUACUAAUACUAUAUGUAUAGAUGUAUAAAAAUAAUGUUUUAUAUACCGCAUACAUAGAUUCUAGGCAUCUGAUUGGUUAAGAAGCAGGCAAUAAAAGUACUAUUAGCCUAUGAGAUAGUUCUUUUUUGCACUGCCACGCGAUGUGCAAUCUCUAGGCUGUGUUGCUAUGUAAUUUAUGACAUGCAUGAACGGUAAAUGUGACACGACCUCUCGACGCCGAGAGAGAUUUUCUCUUUGAUCGCCUAGGCCUAGCCUACUUGGUGUGUACAUUUUCAUUACUUUUAGGUCUCGUAGAAUCUAUAUAUGAGGUAUAUCAAACAAAUAUUCACUGCUCUAGAUUUGGGGAAUGGUGAAAUCUAGAGCCCCUUGGUGAUAGGCUACGGUCUCCACAUCAUCUCGGGGCAAUAGAUUUCACCAUUCCCCGCAUGAGCAGUCAAUAUUUGUAAAUUAUAUAUUUUGAGAAAUUAUUCUUAUUUGGUGGCCUUGUUGAACUAUGUUUUGUGUAUAUAUGUACAUAUGAAAAUGAUUUGUUUUAUAUAACUUGCACAAUUACUCUUGUGUAAUGGUAUUAGUGACAUUAUAUUUUGUGUGUUUAAUAUAUAUAAAAAAUAUAGUGUGUAUAUGCGUGGGUAUGUAGCAGAAAUAUGUACCAAAGAGUUAUUUUUAUUUAAAAAAAAAAAAAUGAAUCAUUAGGGCGUGACUUAACAAAGUAAAGUAAUAUAAAAGAAUAAUAUGCAAGUAGAAAAAAUUGAUAUAUUUUGAGCAAUCAUUGAUGUGUAACCGUCUUUUAAUUUAAAUUUUGAGUUUACAAUCAUGCUAGUAAAUAUAUUGAUGUGAACAGUA
Anneissia japonica is the source of this 2825-nucleotide messenger RNA. Its product is annotated as protein unc-93 homolog A-like. The record is from RefSeq and is a predicted model, not a curated record. NCBI's taxonomy places the organism in Eukaryota, Metazoa, Echinodermata, Crinoidea, Comatulida, Comatulidae. The transcript is spliced from 3 exons. The coding region runs from base 305 to 1741 and encodes 478 amino acids.